Molecule: messenger RNA, 2361 nt
Organism: Elephantulus edwardii (Cape elephant shrew)
Lineage: Eukaryota; Metazoa; Chordata; Mammalia; Macroscelidea; Macroscelididae
Gene: RBSN
Product: zinc finger, FYVE domain containing 20
Exons: 11
Coding region: 4-2361 (785 amino acids)
Molecular function (GO): metal ion binding
Source: RefSeq, a predicted model, not a curated record
GCCAUGGCUUCCCUGGAUGACCCUGGGGAAGUGAGGGAGGGAUUCCUCUGCCCUCUGUGCCUGAAGGACCUGCAGUCUUUCUAUCAGCUUCAGUCACACUAUGAAGAAGAGCACUCAGGGGAGGAUCGUGAUGUCAGAGGACAAAUUAAAAGUCUUGUCCAGAAGGCUAAGAAAGCAAAAAACAGGCUGCUGAAACGAGAAGGAGAUGACCGAGCAGAAUCCGGCACCCAAGGCUAUGAGUCUUUCAACUAUGGAGGGGUCGAUCCUUAUAUGUGGGAGCCCCAGGAACUUGGUGCUACGAGAAGCCAUCUUUCUGAUUUCAAAAAACACCGAGCUGCUAGAAUUGAUCACUAUGUUGUUGAAGUCAACAAAUUAAUAAUCAGGUUAGAAAAGCUCACUGCAUUUGACAGAUCGAAUGCCGAGUCUGCGAAGAUUCGAGCCAUAGAGAAGUCAGUGGUGCCUUGGGUCAACGACCAGGACGUCCCCUUCUGUCCAGAUUGUGGAAAUAAGUUCAGCAUCCGAAACCGCCGCCACCAUUGCCGCCUCUGUGGGUCCAUCAUGUGCAAGAAGUGCAUGGAAUUCAUCAGCAUUCCGUUGGCACACAAGCUCACCAGUGCCAGCAGGGAUUCCCUGAGCACACAUACCAGUCCCAGCCAGUCACCCAACAGUGUCCACAAUUCCCGCCGGGGCAGCAUCAGCAGCGUGAGCAGUGUGAGCUCCGUGCUGGACGAGAAGGAUGACGACCGCAUCCGCUGCUGCACACACUGCAAGGACACACUGCACAAGCGAGAGCAGCAGAUUGAUGAGAAGGAGCACAUCCCCGACAUCAUGAGGCUCUACGAGAAAUUACGAAUUUGCAUGGAGAAAGUUGAUCAGAAAGCUCCUGAAUACAUCAGGAUGGCUGCAUCAUUAAAUGCUGGGGAGACAACCUAUAGUCUGGAACAUGCCAGUGACCUUCGAGUAGAAGUGCAGAAAAUCUAUGAGCUGAUAGAUGCUUUAAGUAAGAAGAUCUUAACAUUAGGCUUGAAUCAGGACCCACCUCCACAUUCAAACACUUUGCGGCUGCAGCGGAUGGUCAGAUACUCAGCUACGCUUUUUGUCCAGGAGAAGUUGCUUGGAUUAAUGUCACUACCAACCAAAGAAGAAUUUGAGGAACUAAAAAAGAGAAGGAAGCAGGACCUGGAGAAAAGGAGGAACCUGGAGAGGCAGGCCACCAUGGAAUCCCAGCGGAGGCUGGAGGAAAGACAGAAUGACCUGGCGUCUCUUGCUGCCAAUGGGGAGGUGGCAUCUCUUGGCAGGGGCCCUACCCCCUUGCGGAAGGCUGAGGGCUGGCUCCCACAGUCGGGAGGGCAGGGCCACAGUGAAGAAUUGGACCCUCUUCUCCAGCAGAUCCACAACAUCACGUCCUUCAUCAGGCAGGCCAAGGCUGCAGGCCGGGCAGAUGAAAUGCGCACCCUGCAGGAGAACUUAAAGCAGUUGCAGGAUGAGUACGAUCAGCAGCAGACAGAAAAGGCCAUUGAGCUGUCCCGGAAGCAGGCUGAGGAGGAGGACCUGCAGCGGGAACAGCUGCAGAUGCUCCAAGAACGAGAGUGGGAGCGAGAAAGGGAGCAGUUGCAGGCGGCAUCCCUGCACACACGGACACGAUCCCUGGACUUCCGAGAAGUCAGGCCCUUUCAGCUGGAGCCCAGCAGGGAGCCUCGAGCCCACCUUGCUUAUGCUCUGGACCUAGACUCUCCUCUAGUCGAAAGCAACAUGGGUCUCAAGACCCCUUCACCUAGCUCAGUGGGAGAGCCCAUCAGAGUGUGGUCUGGACCCCCAACCCAGGACUUCUUCCCCCAGAACACCAUGUCACAGCAAAAGGAGGUGCCUGCCCCAAACCCCUUCGAUGAGGAAGACCUCUCCAGCCCGGCAGGGGAGGUCACUGGUAGCCCUCCUGCUGCAGAGGCUUCCUUCACUCCCUCAGUCCAGAUCCCAAAAGAGUACAAUCCUUUUGAGGAAGAGGAGGAGGAGGAGGAGGAAGAGGAAGUGGUAGGGAAUCCUUUCACUACCCCAGAUGGCCCAGCACCUAACCCCUUCGAUGAGGGAUAUGAACAGUCCACUCAGAAAAACUCUGAAACCCCUGUUCCUGGCAACCCCUUUGAGGAGCCUGCCUGUACCAACCCCUUUGAGAUGGACAGUGACCGUGAGCCAGAGGGCGAGGAGCCUAUUGAGGAGGAGCUCCUCCUCCAGCAGAUCGACAACAUCAAGGCGUACAUCUUUGAUGCCAAGCAGUGUGGCCGCCUGGAUGAGGUGGAGGUGCUUACGGAGAACCUGCGGGAGCUGAAGCAUGCUCUGGCCAAGCAGAAGGGGGCUGCUGACUGA